UUCGUUAAAAUAUAAUUAAGUACUCUACUAAUAUUCUAAAGUUUGUUAAAAAUAACAAAAUAAUUCACUAAUUCUAAAGUUUUAAUUUCAAAAUUCGCGCUGUUUUUAGCACGCACUUUUUGGUAAAUGUAAAUGUAAAUGUAAAUAUACGGUAAAUGCAUAUGUACAUGUUUAAACUCGUGGUGAAUCUUUGUGUCCUUUGUGUAUAGUGAUCAAUGGACGAGUAAAUAGAGUAAAUAAUGAUGAAAUUCGACUUUUCGUGUAUGUCAUUUUCGUUUAGAAAAACAAAAUUGCAGUACUUAUAACGGAAGAAUAUUAUUACUUACGUGUACCAAUUAAUUGAAACAUUCAUGCUUAGUUGACAAUAACUGUUCGAAUAGAAAGGUUUAAAAAACCAUAAAGUCACCAUGAGACCGGGUCAAAGAAGACAACCAGGCUUACAAUAUGGAAUUUAUUUAUUGGGUUUGCAAGCUUUAAAUUUUGGUGUUGACAAAAUUCCUCCAGUCACUUUAAUUGGAAUUGCUGCUCAGGCUCUUCUUUAUAUGGGCGUAAUUGAAGUUGGAUGGAAUGCAGAAGAUGUUUGUAUAUCAACAUUAAAAGUACUGAAAUAUCGUGAUUGGCGAUCAUUUAUCGUUUCAAAUUUUGAGCACGGUUCGGACAUGCAUCUUUAUUAUAAUAUGGUUUCUUUCAUUCUGAAAGGACAUUAUUUGGAGCCAAUGUAUGGAUCGGCAAAUUUUGCACUACUCUUGGGACUUUUAUCAAUGGGAUGCAGUGCGAUGUACGUCGGCAUUGGAUACGUCCUCACUCAAAUAACAGCAGAUUACUCGUACUUUACUGCUUGUGCUAUUGGAUUUUCCGCUGUUCUAUUUGCCUUAAAAGUGAUUGUCGUUUGCGAGGAACACGAUAGAAUGCACAACGUCGGAGGCUUUAGAAUUCCAAGUAAAUUUGCCGUGUGGGCCGAAUUAAUUUUAAUUCAUCUACUCGUACCAAAUGCAUCAUUUAUUGGACAUCUCGGUGGAAUUCUCGUUGGAUGCUUAUAUUGUUACACUUUUAUCGGCGAAUUUGUAGACGGUAAACUUUCUUCUUUAACCGGUAAACCAAUUAUACACGAAGAACAAUUUUAUCGAAGACGAGGUAAUUUUUUUUCAUUUAGAUAAAAUUUCCAAACGUGCGUGAAAAAAAUUUAUUUAUAAAAAUAGAAUAUUUUGUGAAUAGAAAUCUCGCUGUGAUAACUUUUGAUAUAUAAAUUUUUUCAGUAAUUUACAUAUACAAUUUCAGAAAAAAACAUAUAAUUUAAAAUACAAUAUGAAAAAAAUUUAUUUAUUAAAUAUUGUACAUUAAUUUAUACAAAAGUA
Messenger RNA from Leptopilina heterotoma, 1355 nucleotides. RefSeq names its product rhomboid-related protein 4-like. The coding region runs from base 408 to 1157 and encodes 249 amino acids. The record is from RefSeq and is a predicted model, not a curated record. Gene Ontology annotation, molecular function: serine-type endopeptidase activity. The transcript is spliced from 3 exons. NCBI's taxonomy places the organism in Eukaryota, Metazoa, Arthropoda, Insecta, Hymenoptera, Figitidae. Gene Ontology annotation, cellular component: membrane.